AUGGAGGUAUCAAAUACGACGGAUAAAGACUCUGAACUAGGGUUACAAUUGACAAAUGUAGAAAUUCCGCGUGAUAUCACAGAACAAGUUUUAAGAUUAGAUAGCAUUAAUACGAUUAAAGAGAUUGAUUCAUUGAAGAUGCUAAUUGAAUUACAAUUAGAAUCAUAUUUUGCAUUAUUGAAAUCCCAAGAUGUUACUAUGGAAUCCAACCUCAUAACAUCUGAUGGAUUUCCUCGUUCAGAUAUCGAUGUCUUACAAAUCAGACUAGUUAGAAAAAAUAUAAUUAUGUUACAAAAUGAUUUAAAAAAAGUGCUCGAUAAAUCUUACAUUUUAUUAAAUAAGCAUUUCGAAGAAUUAAAUUUAAAAAAUUCAGCUACUAAGAAUUCUAAUACAACAUCUUCUAGUAAUUCAAAUCCAGAUACUAUAGAAUCUAAGAUCCCAUUCUCUUUCAUUAAUGAAUUAAUAACAAAUGGGCCUAUGGAUAAAGCUGGAGCAAACUUAAAUGAUAAGAUCAUUAAAUUUGGUAGUAUUAAUGUAACGAAUCACCAAAACUUAAAAAAUCUACAAUUAGAGGUAUUGAAAUAUGAAGAUAAAACACUAAAUUUAACAAUUGAAAGAGAUGGGAGUAUCAUGGAAUUGAUUUUAAUCCCAACUCGAAAUUGGAAUGGUAGAGGAUUACUAGGCUGUAGGAUUCAGCAGUUAUGA
Henningerozyma blattae CBS 6284 is the source of this 705-nucleotide messenger RNA. It is a transcript of the gene NAS2, whose product is annotated as Nas2p. Gene Ontology annotation, biological process: proteasome regulatory particle assembly. NCBI's taxonomy places the organism in Eukaryota, Fungi, Ascomycota, Saccharomycetes, Saccharomycetales, Saccharomycetaceae. Gene Ontology annotation, cellular component: cytoplasm; nucleus. The transcript has a single exon. Gene Ontology annotation, molecular function: protein binding. The coding region runs from base 1 to 705 and encodes 234 amino acids. The record is from RefSeq and is a predicted model, not a curated record.